Molecule: messenger RNA, 1212 nt
Organism: Penicillium alfredii
Lineage: Eukaryota; Fungi; Ascomycota; Eurotiomycetes; Eurotiales; Aspergillaceae
Product: ubiquitin C-terminal hydrolase 37
Exons: 6
Coding region: 1-1212 (403 amino acids)
Biological process (GO): protein deubiquitination; ubiquitin-dependent protein catabolic process
Cellular component (GO): cytoplasm
Molecular function (GO): cysteine-type deubiquitinase activity
Source: RefSeq, a predicted model, not a curated record
AUGACUCAACGCGUCAAACGACAACGCCUGUCCGAUCCAGAGGGUUCGCACGAACCCCCGGCAACCAUGCUGGACAAAACCAAGUGGAACGGCUUUUGUGAAAUCGAGUCUGAACCGGCUUUAUUCAAUGUGAUGCUCCGGGAAUUCGGGGUGAAAGGGGUCAAAGUCCAAGAGGUGGUGUCCUUGGACGAAGAAAUGAUGGCCUUUUUGAAGAAGCCUAUCUACGGGUUGAUCUUUCUAUUUCGUUGGCGCGAGGAUGAUUCCGAACAGCAGGAGGCGAGUUGCCCCGAUGGAAUCUGGUUUGCAAACCAAACUGCCAGCAAUGCUUGUGCCAGUGUGGCACUGCUCAACAUCGUCAACAAUAUCCCCGGAAUCGAUCUGGGGGAGAAUCUACACCAUUUUAAAGAUUUCACCAUGCCGUUUACCCCUGCCUUACGAGGCGAUGCCAUCAAUAACUUUGAAUUUGUCAAGAGAAUCCACAACUCGUUCGCCCGGAAAAUGGACAUUCUCAGUUCCGAUUUUCAGCUGAAAGCGGAGGCGACUGCGAAAAAGCCUCGCUCCAAGGGCCUGGAGAUGAAUGAGUCCGAUUCCACCUUUCACUUCAUCGCUUUCAUGCCGGCGAUGGGUCAAUUGUGGAAAUUUGAUGGCUUAGAGCGCCAACCCCAAGCUCUUGGCGAGUGCUCCGACGACGACUGGCUGGAAGUGGCAAAGCCCAACAUCCUCACGCGAAUGGCGGCAUACGAAGUAGAUCAGAUUGAAUUCUCCAUCUUGGGACUGGUACGAGAUCCAUUGCCCGAUCUCGUUCAUCAGCUAGCGGUCAAUGUUCGAAGCCUGGAAAUCCUCAAUGAGCGUGCACUGUCGUUGCAAGACACCGAUCCUGCGGGGUCAGACCCUGCGGCUGUCGUGCUGAAGGAAACAGUGCUCGGCCCCGAUUCAUCCCUCUCUCUGACACGGGAGGCGAUCGACGCGGCACUGGUCUUGGAGGAAGCUCGGGCACAAUACCAGGCGGGUUCAGCGGACCAACUACGGCAGCAUCAACAAGAACUCAGCAACGCUCAGCGUGGGCUCCGGGAGCGCAUUCGAGAAGAGCAACAGUCGCAGUGGGCGGAUGAUGACCAUGCGGCGGGCCGAAGACAUGACUAUGGACCGGCAGUGCGGACAUGGUUGCAAUUCUUGGCACGCAAGCAACUGCUCGAGGUGUUGCAUGAAUGA